Molecule: messenger RNA, 1026 nt
Organism: Phaeoacremonium minimum UCRPA7
Lineage: Eukaryota; Fungi; Ascomycota; Sordariomycetes; Togniniales; Togniniaceae
Product: putative arsenical pump-driving atpase protein
Exons: 2
Coding region: 1-1026 (341 amino acids)
Biological process (GO): post-translational protein targeting to endoplasmic reticulum membrane
Cellular component (GO): GET complex
Molecular function (GO): ATP binding; ATP hydrolysis activity
Source: RefSeq, a predicted model, not a curated record
AUGUCCUCGGCGGCGCUCAUCAACGUCGACGACGAUGCCCUGGAGCCGACCCUCCAGUCGAUCCUCGACCAGCGCUCUCUGCGGUGGAUCUUCGUCGGAGGAAAGGGUGGUGUUGGCAAGACGACCACCUCGUGCUCCCUCGCCAUCCAGCUGGCCAAGGUCCGGCGCAGCGUCCUGCUCAUCUCAACAGACCCGGCGCACAACCUGUCAGAUGCCUUCUCCCAAAAGUUCGGCAAGGAGGCGCGUCUAGUGGAGGGCUUCUCGAAUCUGAGCGCCAUGGAGAUCGACCCGAAUGGUAGCAUUCAGGACCUGCUGGCAGGACAGGGCGAAGACGGUGCUGACGCCGCGGGAAUGGGUGGUAUGGGAGGCAUGAUGCAGGAUCUUGCCUUUGCUAUCCCGGGUAUUGACGAGGCCAUGUCCUUCGCCGAGGUCCUCAAGCAAGUCAAGUCCCUAUCCUACGAGACGAUCAUCUUCGACACCGCGCCGACCGGUCACACACUCCGCUUCCUGCAGUUCCCCUCGGUGCUCGAGAAGGCUCUCGCCAAGGUCUCCCAGCUCUCCAGCCAGUACGGGCCCCUGCUCAACGGCUUCCUGGGGUCCAACGGCGCCCUGCCCAACGGGCAGAACCUCAACGAGAUGAUGGAGAAGCUCGAGUCGCUGCGGCAGACGAUCGGCGAGGUCAACACGCAGUUCAAGGACGAGAACCUGACGACCUUUGUGUGCGUCUGCAUCCCCGAGUUCCUGUCGCUGUACGAGACGGAGCGCAUGAUCCAGGAGCUGGCCAGCUACGGCAUCGACACCCACUCCAUCGUCGUCAACCAGCUGCUGUUCCCCAAGCCCGGCAGCGAGUGCGAGCAGUGCAACGCUCGCCGCAAGAUGCAGAAGAAGUACCUCGACCAGAUCGAGGAGCUGUACGACGAGUUCAACGUCGUCAAGAUGCCCCUGCUCGUCGAGGAGGUGCGUGGGAAGGAGAAGCUGGAGAAGUUUAGCGAGAUGCUAGUGAACCCAUUUGUCCCGCCGCAAUGA